Molecule: messenger RNA, 1546 nt
Organism: Drosophila elegans
Lineage: Eukaryota; Metazoa; Arthropoda; Insecta; Diptera; Drosophilidae
Product: phenoloxidase-activating factor 2-like
Exons: 2
Coding region: 16-1512 (498 amino acids)
Biological process (GO): proteolysis
Molecular function (GO): serine-type endopeptidase activity
Source: RefSeq, a predicted model, not a curated record
UCAUUUCUGGUAGACAUGGGACGACACUAUUCUUUUGGAGCUCUUCUUCUGGGCUACGUACUUCUGGGCAAUGCCUGUGAAUAUGUCUGUGUUUUAAAAGAGCUUUGUUUGCAAGAGGGCCACAAUUUCGAAUACCGCAAAGACCAUUAUUGCCCCCCUCCCCAAACUUGCUGUCAAAUUCGCCAACAGAAUACGAAUCAAGAGCAGCCAUCAGGACCAUCCAGUUCGUACCAGCAUCAACCAUUAUAUGAUCAAACAUUCCAAGGUAGUAUUUCAACUGGUCAGAGGCAACUUCCAGCCCUAGCAGUUGCACCAAAUGGUUAUUUUUCGGGCGGAAACCAUUUUUACCACACUGAGUGGGAUCCACAAGUGAACGGGGGCUCUCCUGAAGCUCAUUCGCAAGGCCAGUGGCCAGGAGGACAGCGUCUAGCAAUAGGUGGUUCUAUAGGUGCCUAUGGAAACAGUUGGAACCAGCCGGAACCAGCAUUCUUCGGUGGUAAUCAAGUAUAUGUGCCAUCACAGAUAAAUCCUGCAGAACUGUGGCCAGAAGUGCAACGUCGAGCAGGUUAUGGUGCAGGAAACCUACCAACCGGAACAGCCGGAAACAACUUAAACCCAGGAAGAAGAGAGCAACCAACCCAAGGCUACGAUAUAAACAAAGCGACUCCGGGGAAAGAAGGAGCGAGACCAGGCCAAAAUCAACACUGUGGUAUGAGCAACGUAAAUGGCUUGGGUUUUAUCAAAGGAAUCCCCGAGGAUCAAGCGAGACCUGGCCAAUAUCCCUGGGUUGUGGCUGUGUUUAGCAAUGGAAAAUACCUUUGUGGUGGAUCCCUGAUUAGUUCAGAUUAUGUCCUAACAGUGGCCCAUCCACUGGUUGUUAAGACCGAGACCGACCUUGUGGUCAGGGCUGGCGAAUGGAACAUGGACACCAACGAAGAGUCGUUCCAACUUGAGAACCGCGAAGUGGAAAGGAUAAAGCGCCACGAAGGAUUUAAUUUUACUAGUGGUGCCAACAACUUGGCAAUUCUAAAACUAAAAACUCCGUUCCAGUUGAAGGAGCAUAUCAGAACUAUUUGUAUGCCCGUCCCGAAAAAAACGUUCGAACCGCGCCGUUGCAUUGUUGCUGGUUGGGGUAAGAUGAAGUACCAGUCUUCAGACUAUUCGGCGGUACUGAAGAAAGUGGAUUUACCCUUAGUGGACAGGCACACAUGUGAGCAACAGUUGAGGAAAACCAAAGUAGGUCAAGACUUUCAGCUGCCUGCCAGUAUGAUUUGCGCCGGAGGUGAGUUAAACCAAGAUGCCUGCACCGGAGAUGGCGGAUCUGCCCUGUUCUGCCCCAUCGGAGAGGAUGAUUCAGGUCUCUACGAGCAAGUUGGCAUCGUUAACUGGGUCAUCGAGUGCGGCCUGAAAGAUGUCCCGGCCACCUACACAGAUGUGGCCCAGUUCAAGCACUGGAUUGAGGAGCAGACGCUGCCUUUCCGAUACAAGAAAUCAGGGAGACCAUUAUAUUAGGUACUUUCAUAAUGGACAAAAUGCACCAAUAGAA